Astyanax mexicanus (Mexican tetra) is the source of this 1120-nucleotide messenger RNA. Its product is annotated as selection and upkeep of intraepithelial T-cells protein 1-like. Bases 236 to 583 code for a protein of 115 amino acids. Lineage: Eukaryota; Metazoa; Chordata; Actinopteri; Characiformes; Acestrorhamphidae. The record is from RefSeq and is a predicted model, not a curated record. The transcript is spliced from 3 exons.
GCAGCAGCAGCAGGACUGAAGUGAAGAGAAAGUGAAAGUAGAUCUGCUUCCGCUCUGGAAGAUCAAACGGAGAGACGAUUAGAAGAUUUGUGGAUUAAAAGCUGAAACUCGCUCUUAUUAUUAUGAUCAGACUGUUAUCAGAUAAAAAGCUGAUAUGAGCUGCUUUAAAAUGUGGACAUAUUUCACCUGAAUCAGACAAAUGUCUGAGUGAAGAAGAUCAAAGAAAAAGAUAAAGAUGGCAGCUCCAAGCACCAGUGAGUUUAAACUCACUGGACCUCAAGAUGACGAAUGUCAGUCUGGUUCUGUUACUCUCUCGUGUCUCCUGUCUCCUGAACUCAGUGCUGUUGGGAUGGAGAUCAGGUGGUUUAAGGGGACGGACUGUGUUUGUCUCUAUAAGAACAGACAGGUAACAGAGGGGAGGAGCUACGAGGACAGAGUGAGUCUGAUCACUCAGGAGCUGCAGAGAGGAAACGUCUCCUUACAGAUCAGAAACUGUGACCGGUCUGAUACUGGAUAUUACCUGUGUCAGGUCACAGAUGGAAACACAACCGAGGAGUGUACAAUAGGAGUGUUUGGUAAGUGAAUAUGAAGACCCAUGUAUAUUAACUCAGUUUCAGUAUAAGUGGUCAAAUCGCAUAAUAGAAAAGUUAGUAUGAAAUAAAUCUCAGUGGGUCAAGAUUUGCCAUUCACGUAAUGUCAAAUCAGCGUUGCAUGGUUGUUGCUUCCCCUUCUCCUAACACACCUGAUUUAACUAAUAAAAGAGCACUCAGAGCUGGACUGGAGGUUGUUGGUGAACUCUGGCCUGUGCAUUAUAGGCCUAUAGAGAACAUGUUUAACAUUUUCAUACAAGUGAAAAAUUGUAGUAGUCCACUUAGAUUGCCUUAUCCCAACCAGCCUCAGGAAUGUCCUAUUUGUUCAAAUUUGUUUUUCCAAUAUUUCUUGAUGUUUUAGUUAAUAUUAGUAUUGAUACAGCACAGUUGAUAAACUCAUCCUCUGUGUUUAGCCAUGUGUCAUGUGUGCCAAUCAUCUGCCUCUAAUCUGUAAUUGAUAGAUUUGUGUUUCCAUCUAUAUUUUGUAUGAAACUGACCACUGAACACUCAGGAAAUCACUAAGAACCUAU